AUGGUUCAUGCGGAUUUGUCGCUGCACUACGUUCUGGAGGAUUUGCUAGCCGCCAUGGGUGUCCAUGGACUCUUCAAUGACAUUACGCCCAAGUUCGUCGUCGAGUUUAAAACCCCGUGGGCGUUUCGGUUCGAGGACUUGUUGACGCAUUGGGAUCAGCACAAGAACAAUGACGGCGACAAGGUUGUCAAGGCGAUAUCGGAGUUGUAUGGGUACAUGACCUUCAACGUUUUGCGAUACGGCGCCCUCACCACAUCCACAAAGACCUUGUUUUUCAAGAGAAUAUACAAACAAGCGGGGAGCGUUCUACUGGAAGUCGACGAGGAUUGGCUUUACGUGUCGCCAUCUGCUAUCCCGUCACGACCCAGUAGAGGUCAGCUUCAAGCACGGCAGCUUGGUCUUGGAGCUACUGUUGACAUCACGACCAUCAGUUUGGACAAGGCAGGGCUUGGCUGUGUGGUGGAAGGAACCUUCGAAGGAGAGGCGGUGGUCAUGUAG
Peronospora matthiolae is the source of this 498-nucleotide messenger RNA. NCBI's taxonomy places the organism in Eukaryota, Oomycota, Peronosporomycetes, Peronosporales, Peronosporaceae. The record is from the annotation of a GenBank genome assembly.